CUUCCGCCGUCUCCCGAGGCGGCUUCCCGACCUUUCUCCAAACGCCGGGCUGGAGAGGUGGGCUGCGCGAGGGGAAACUGAGGCACGGCGACGACCAAGCCUGCUGAAGUCUCACCGCUGCGGCGAGAAGUGGCGGGUGUAGGAAUCCAGCCUGGGUCGCCCAUGCAUGAAGCUGGGAUUUGCAGAACGUCUGCCCCGUGUUGUCGGUCCCCCCGGGAUGCAGACUGGAGACUUAACAAGCAGAUGUUUGCUGCCGCGGUGCUUUCCCGAGGACCUGGUGCUCAUCUGCCGGAACUACCGUGGGGACGUGGACAUGUCAGAGGUGGAGCAUUUCAUGCCCAUCCUGAUGGAGAAGGAGGAGGAGGGCGUGCUGUCACCCAUCCUGGCCCAUGGUGGUGUGCGGUUCAUGUGGAUCAAGCACAACAACCUCUACUUGGUUGCCACGUCCAAGAAGAAUGCAUGCGUGUCGCUGGUGUUCUCCUUCCUCUACAAGGUGGUACAGGUGUUCUCUGAGUACUUCAAGGAGCUGGAGGAGGAGAGUAUCCGCGACAACUUCGUCAUCAUCUACGAGCUGCUGGACGAGCUCAUGGACUUCGGCUACCCGCAGACCACGGACAGCAAGAUCCUGCAGGAGUAUAUCACACAGGAGGGCCACAAGCUGGAGACAGGGGCCCCGAGGCCCCCAGCCACUGUCACCAAUGCAGUUUCCUGGCGGUCGGAGGGCAUCAAGUACCGGAAGAAUGAAGUGUUCCUGGACGUCAUCGAAUCCGUCAACCUCCUGGUCAGUGCCAAUGGCAACGUGCUGCGCAGUGAGAUCGUGGGCUCCAUCAAGAUGCGGGUCUUCCUGUCAGGCAUGCCGGAGCUGCGUCUAGGCCUCAACGACAAGGUUCUCUUCGACAACACAGGCCGCGGCAAGAGCAAGUCGGUGGAGCUGGAGGACGUGAAGUUCCACCAGUGCGUGCGGCUGUCGCGCUUUGAGAACGACCGCACCAUCUCCUUCAUCCCUCCUGAUGGCGAGUUCGAGCUCAUGUCCUACCGUCUCAACACACAUGUGAAGCCACUGAUCUGGAUUGAGUCGGUGAUCGAGAAACACUCACAUAGCCGUAUCGAGUACAUGAUCAAGGCCAAAAGCCAGUUCAAGCGGCGCUCUACCGCUAACAACGUGGAGAUCCACAUCCCGGUGCCCAACGACGCCGACUCGCCCAAGUUCAAGACCACGGUGGGCAGCGUCAAGUGGGUGCCCGAGAACAGCGAGAUCGUGUGGUCCAUCAAGUCCUUCCCGGGCGGCAAGGAGUACCUGAUGCGGGCUCACUUCGGGCUGCCCAGCGUGGAGGCGGAGGACAAGGAGGGCAAGCCACCCAUCAGCGUCAAAUUCGAGAUCCCCUACUUCACCACCUCUGGCAUCCAGGUACGCUACCUGAAGAUCAUCGAGAAGAGCGGCUACCAGGCGCUGCCCUGGGUGCGCUACAUCACGCAGAAUGGAGACUACCAGCUUCGGACCCAGUGAGGCAGCCCUGCCUGCAUCCAGCUGCUGCCGCCGCCGCCGCCCUGGGCCCCUCCAGCCCUCUGCUGACGCCCAGACCAGAGGGGACACAGCCCCAGUGCCAUGGCCUCAGAUGCCAAAGGCCACACGGCCAUCCGCCGGCAGUGCCACCGUUCUGCUGCGCCCGCACCUAGGGCCUGAGACUCUGGCAGCCGCCGCCCCGCACCGCACCAGGGACCCCACACCCUGACCACCGGGACCCCGCCCCCGGCCCCCUGCAGCAGGCACGGUCUCUACAGGGACAGCCUCGGUCUGAGCCCCGCCCUACCCCACCCACGAGUGAUAGCCACAUUAAAUCCACGUGACAUGGACAAA
Cavia porcellus (domestic guinea pig) is the source of this 1858-nucleotide messenger RNA. It is a transcript of the gene Ap1m1, whose product is annotated as adaptor related protein complex 1 subunit mu 1. The transcript is spliced from 11 exons. Gene Ontology annotation, biological process: intracellular protein transport; vesicle-mediated transport. Gene Ontology annotation, cellular component: clathrin-coated vesicle; clathrin adaptor complex. NCBI's taxonomy places the organism in Eukaryota, Metazoa, Chordata, Mammalia, Rodentia, Caviidae. Gene Ontology annotation, molecular function: clathrin-cargo adaptor activity. The record is from RefSeq and is a predicted model, not a curated record. The coding region runs from base 167 to 1507 and encodes 446 amino acids.